Molecule: messenger RNA, 2156 nt
Organism: Nyctereutes procyonoides (raccoon dog)
Lineage: Eukaryota; Metazoa; Chordata; Mammalia; Carnivora; Canidae
Product: zinc finger and SCAN domain-containing protein 4-like
Exons: 5
Biological process (GO): regulation of transcription by RNA polymerase II
Molecular function (GO): DNA-binding transcription factor activity, RNA polymerase II-specific; RNA polymerase II cis-regulatory region sequence-specific DNA binding
Source: RefSeq, a predicted model, not a curated record
AUGCGGCCUCCAGGGGCGCCCGCCCGGUCCCGAGUCAGGUGCGGGCCGCGAGCUGCCCCGAGUGUCCGGGGGUCCGAGAGCCGGGAGCUGCGGGAGCGCUCGGGGGUUCCCAAGUGUUGGGCACCUGCCGGCAGGACCCCCCCGCCCCCGGACUCCAGGCGUCUCCACUGCUGGUCCCGGUGCCCCAGAUCGAGCUGCCAGCGACGCGUCCGCGCGGCUCUCGGGGGGCUGAGUCUGCACCUGUCGCCCCCAAGGCCAAAUCUUGAUCUUUUCGGGCGACCCCGGGAGGAGCACACAAACCCGCUGGCCCCGAUCGGGUCAGGUCCCGAGCCCGUGAAAAGCGGCUCCGAGACUGGUCAGCGCGUUUCACAGAGAGCGCUUCCCCUGGGAGACCUCUUACGUUGGCUGCGACCCCCCACUCCGCUGAGGGUGCCCUUGUGGGCUCGAACUUCCACGAGGGGACCACCGCCGGGCCUUCUCCCGCACACUACAAUCUCUUCAUCUGGGCCUCCCCACAAGUUCUCUUUUUCAAGACCACCCCAGGCACAAAUAGACCGCAUGGUCACACUUGCAGACAAUUACUCAAUCCCACAGGGACACUGCUGUGGAGCACUAUUGGAUUUAUUUCUGUGUGAACCAUCCAUGGAUGAUCCCCCGUCAAAAAAUAAAGACUUUAAGCCCAGCCAAAGACCCGCUCUCCAAGAGGCAGAGGAGAUUUCUGAGUUCAAGGACACUCAGAACAGUUUAUUUCAAAAUGGCAACAACUCACAUGCAAAGCAGGAACUGCAAAGACUCUAUAAAUCAUUUUACUUCUGGCUGCAGCCAGAAAAACACAGCAAGGAUGAAAUUAUUUUUCAAGUGGUCUUGGAACAGUUUAUGAUCAAUAGACAUUGCAGUGACCGGUCUACUUUGAAGAAUAAAUGGGAAUCAUGUGGCAGGAACCUGGAGAAAUUCAUGGAAGAUCUGAGUGAUAGUUCUGUGAAGCCACCUGGCUUAGUCCACGUCCACAUGAAGGGUCAGGAAGCCCUCUUUUCUGAGAAUAUGCCCUUAAGAGAAGUCAUCGUUCAUUUCAUGAAACAAUUGUCAGCAGGAACCCCAACAGAAGAGAACAUGGGGACACCCUCCUGGACUUCCCAAGAUACUUCCCUGGAAACAGGACAAGGUGAGUGGGGGUAAGCCAAGGUACCAGAGGGAUGAGAUAAAGCAAAUGGCGACAACAUUUAUCACAAUGACGGUAUUACUAGUCAAGGCAAUGCAAUACCUUCCCUGUUCAUUGUCCAUGAGGAGGACUGUCCUCAGCCUGAAGAGGACAGUGUUUCUUUGAAGAAUCUGCUCAGCCCUGGAAGAGCGGGUCUAGGUACGUCCAAGUCCCAGGAAGGGUCCCUGCAAGGACGCCCAUAUCAAGAUGUCCUGAUGGAGGGGGCACCAGGGUUUCACUCUCGGUCAACCCCAGUCACCCCUGACCCUGUUUCUACCCACCAAAAAACCGAGGGGAAUUCCACAUGUAGGGGACCCCAAGAAAGAUUCCGUGAUGCCCAAAACUCCUACAGAUGUGAAAAAUGUCCCAGGAUCUUUAGGUAUUUCUCUCAGCUAAAAGCCCAUCAGAGAAGACACAACAAUGAGAGGACAUUCAUUUGUGCUGAGUGUAACAAAGGCUUCUUCCAAGCGUCAGACCUACACGUGCAUCAGAAGAUUCACACAGAAGAGAAGCCUUUCAGGUGCAGCACAUGUGAAAAAUCCUUCAGCCACAAAACCAACCUUCUGGCCCAUGAGAGAAUCCACACGGGUGAGAAGCCCUAUGUAUGUGCGCUUUGCCAGAGAAGCUACCGCCAGUCAUCCACCUACCACCGCCACCUGAGGACUCACCAGAAAAUUGCCGUCAAAGGUACUCCUUCCACAUCAGAAGCUUCCUCAGCUGUAGCCUCAGUGUAAUGCUAUGUGAAUAUGUAUGGAAAUACGUAUAUUUCCAUAGCACCUCCCUAUUUAGAACAUAUAAUUUCCUGAUUAUAUUUUCCAUUUAUUUUCUUCACUAAAAUGUAAGUUUAAGGAGGAAUUUCUGUUCGUUCACUGGAGUGUAUCUCAGGUGCCCAGAAAAGUGGCUGACAAAAAAUUCAAAUAACCUGCUGAAUAAAUGGAUGAAUGUGUAAUGUUGGUGU